This is a messenger RNA of Setaria italica (foxtail millet), 702 nucleotides long. Its product is annotated as NAC domain-containing protein 83. The record is from RefSeq and is a predicted model, not a curated record. NCBI's taxonomy places the organism in Eukaryota, Viridiplantae, Streptophyta, Magnoliopsida, Poales, Poaceae. Gene Ontology annotation, biological process: regulation of DNA-templated transcription. The transcript is spliced from 3 exons. The coding region runs from base 1 to 702 and encodes 233 amino acids. Gene Ontology annotation, molecular function: DNA binding.
AUGGAGGCUGCUGUCGUGCAGGAGGAGCAGCACCAUGAGCUGGCCCCGCAGCUGCAGUUCCCUCCUGGCUACCACUUCGUGCCGACCGAGCAGGAGCUCCUCAGCUACCUCCGCAGCAAGAUCGAGGGCCAGGAGCAGCCUCUCGCCGUCGUCAACGAGGUCGCCAUCCUCGACUGGCAGCCCGGCAGCCUCGAGGAGGAGCCCAACCGGAAGGUGAGGGUGCCGGGCGUCAAGGCGACGUGGAAGGCGACGGGGAGCGUGGCGCCCAUCGCGGCGGCGAGAGCCAAGCAGCAGGACGACGGCGGGAAGCCCGCCGAGGAGGAGGAGGAGGAGGAGAAGGUCAUCGUGGGCACCAAGAGGGUGCUCAUCUACCAGUCCAGCGACGCCGAGGAGGAUGGCAAGUGGAGCAUGCACGAGUACAUCUUGAAAGGCCACGCCAAGAUGGGGCAGUAUGCCCUGUGCUCGAUUCAAAGGAAGCAGCACUCGGACACCGUGGACAACGCCGGCGAGGGCACCAGCAGCCGCAAGAGAACUAAGGCCACUAACGGGGAUCCGGGGAAGGCUAAGAAGAGGAGGACAACGAAGCCAGAUACUCAACCAGAGGGAUUGGUGCUGCAGCAACUACAAAGAGACAGGAUCCAUCGAGGCACCACUGAAACAGAAAUCCAGGACAAGGAGAACUGCUACAAAGAGAAAGAAUAA